This is a messenger RNA of Lycium ferocissimum, 3078 nucleotides long. Its product is annotated as F-box/LRR-repeat protein 25-like. Lineage: Eukaryota; Viridiplantae; Streptophyta; Magnoliopsida; Solanales; Solanaceae. The coding region runs from base 794 to 1915 and encodes 373 amino acids. The transcript is spliced from 3 exons. Gene Ontology annotation, molecular function: protein binding. The record is from RefSeq and is a predicted model, not a curated record.
UUGAUGGAUAGGCGGGGAUGGGUUGGGGAUGCGAUGUGUUUUUAUUGAUCCGGAAAAUGUUUUCCCUCAAAAUUUGAAGGAAUACAUUUUCUCUAGUUUUGAGGAAAACAUUUCCAAGAUGUUUAGUGCAACCAAACAAGGGAAAAUAGGAGAACGUUUUUCCGUCAUACCAAACACACCCUAAAUCCCUGUGAAUUCCUCCUCAAUUUGUGUUUUUCCUUUCAAAAACUGUAAAAGGUCUUUUCUUUUUCUUCCUUUUCUGUUUUCUUAUCUGACCCCCAAGAGUAAGGUCUCUCUUCUGUCUCCCCUUUUGUUGAAUACAGGUGUUUAUGUUUCUCGGCGUGAAUUAUAAUGUUUUAUGGAUUUUCAUUGGUUAUGGCUUUUGAGAGUUAAAUGAAUUAACAUUGUUAGUAUUAUUAGUAAUCGCGUAGUUUCUUUUUCUUCGGUGUUUAUUGCUAUCUGCUGCUUCAUUUGAUCUGUAUCCUGCUUUUUGUUUUCUUAUUUAUUGCAAUCCUGCUUCGAUUUCUUCUUUUCUUUUGAGCUGAGGGUCUAUCGAACUUCUUCUCUACCCCACAAAGCUAAGGGUAAGGUCUGCGUACAUCCUACCCUCCCCAGACCUCACAUUACACUGGGUAUGUUAUUGUUGUUGUUUGAAAAAACAAUUGAGUUAGGGUAUAUUCAUGUAUCAGAUUUAAGGUGUUUGUGUUAAUGUUUCUAAGAGCUACCUUUUGAGUUCAGACUACACUGGAGCUCCAUCAACUAUACCAAAUUGCAACUGAAGCAGUUUUAGUCCAUGGAAAUGCAGAAGAAAAUCAUGGCGAGAGGAGACCGACUCAGUGAUUUGCCCGACUCAAUUCUAAUUCACAUACUCUCUAUGUUGCCUGACGGUGGUAAAGAAGUUGUUAGAACUGGUGUAUUAUCUACAAGAUGGUUGUCUCUUUGGAAAUCCGUUCCGGUAUCACUUGAUUUUGACUUCCCUACUACUGACAGCGAAAACGCCACUCUUGAUUACCUAGCUUCCAUACACAGAGAACUUUAUUAUUGGAAGUCUUCCCACAAAAUCCGGAGAUUUAGUGUAUGGCGCCUUAGUUACAAGGAACGUUAUGCUAAAGAUGUUGAUUUAUGGGUACACUUUGCUACUAAACUUGCUAAUGUUGAGCAUUUUGAACUUGGAUUUCGCUCAGAAAGUCACCCAAAAUAUGAGCUUCCUCAGUUUGCUUAUAAAAAUGUGUUGUUGAGGAAUUUGGCUCUAGGUAACUGUCAGUUAAACCCUACUGGUAGUGUUAAUUGGACUAGUCUCGUUUCUCUUUCAAUUGGUGACGUGGAAUUGACGGAGGGUAUCAUGCAAAAGGUAUUAUCAGGCUGUCCUAACCUGGAGUGCUUGGAACUGGAUGAUGUUUCGGGCAUACAUCAUUUGGAAAUCAGCUCUGUGAAGCUGAGAGAAUUGACCAUACAAGACUACUUCGAUGACCUUUGGCUCGUAGCCCCGAAUAUACAAAAAUUGGAACUUUCGGGGUUCUGCUGUGAGAUACGAAUAAGACAGAGAGAUGUGGUAUCACUUGUUACUGCAAUGCUUCAUUUAUAUUUCGAAAACAACUUGGAGAAGAAACUUAGCUAUUUGAAGGAACUUCUUCAUAGUGUUGCCCAUGUCGAGAAUCUUAAAUUGGGUACCUACUGCAUCGAGUGCCUGUCUAUCUUGGAGUUGAAAGGGUGGCAGUUUCCACCAUCAAGCCGGAAAUUCUUAGAACUUACAGUAGCCUUUGAACAGUUGGACUUCCCUGGAAUUUGCAGCUUUCUACAGAGCUCAUUGGAUCUUGAGACAUUGGUCAUUCACUGGUACGAUAACAGACCAAGAAUAUUGGUGAAAUGUUACAAUGAGGGGGACUUGACUGCCUUACCUUUUCAAAAAUGGUAAGACUUGAACUGGUUUAGUCCUCAAGUAUAGAGAGAUUAAGGAGGUAAGCCUCUAAAUGUGUAAGACUUGAACUGGUUCAGUAUUUGACAAAAGUGUACGAAAUAAGCCUCUAAUGCAUAAGCAAAAAGCGGGUUUCUGUAUUGGAGGACUCCCAUUUGCAAUUUGAAACAAAACUAGCAUAAGUACUUAAUGAGCUUCACAACAAUAUCUUCUAACUUGUGGAAUCUGCUCCCGUGUACAUUGUUUCAUAAGAACUAAAAAAGAGAAAAACCAUGUGAGCGGAAAGAAGGAUCAAACCGGGAAGUUCUUAUUGCAUUAUUGGAGAUAAACUUUGGGUUUCCUUUCGAAGUCAAAAGGAAGGGAGCUUCCACUUGUCAAGGCUUAAUUUCGCUAUAGCUUCUCUUGUUACUGAGUUAAUGCUGAAAAUGUUAUUCUCUGUAUCCAUAGAUGACUGUAUCUAGCUAAAGAAUCACCCAAACCAUUGGCUUCUCCGUAACAGUGUGUCACCUCGACUUAUGAAUCAAUUCUUUUAUCUUUUCAAUAAUAGUGUCAUAUUACCAAGAAGGUUUUGUAACUCGUUUGACAACAUUCACAAUAAGUAAAGAGUCAGCUUCCUCCAAAAUGUUGCUGAUACCAUGUUCAAGAAACCAUUUAAGCCCAUAGGAGAGUACAAACACUUCAGCCGUAUUUUUUGUUCAAAUUCUGCUUUUCUAGUCUCAAAAGUUGAUUAUUUCUCUUUGUUAAAUCUGCUUCCGCUCUGUGCUUAUUAUUCCUUUUUGUUGUAAGACAUUCAGAAGAACUUUUUAGUUCUCUCAAUCUAUUUUCCUUCAUAAAAUAGUUCAGCUUGCAUUGCUUUGACAGGAAUUUCAUGUUGGCCACUAUCAAAAUUGAUUCUAUGAGUAAACUUUUUUGUAGUUGUUGGAAAAAGAUGUUUAACAAGGGAUCGUACUCACCUUCAUGAGGGGAUAAAUGAUCAGAUACUUUGAAACUUUUUUUUUUUUUUUUUUUUUUUGGUUUGCAUGUACCACAUUGUGACAUUUGCUAAGGACUUGAGAUUAUCCUUGAAUUUAAAAUUUCAUCGCCUUUUUAUUUUAUCCACAAUCAAUUCCUUGGCUUCCUACUUCCAUCUAAGGAGAAUAGCCGGUUAAUAUAGCAGAUUCUUU